Macrobrachium nipponense is the source of this 1618-nucleotide messenger RNA. Its product is annotated as putative glucosylceramidase 3. Gene Ontology annotation, molecular function: glucosylceramidase activity. The record is from RefSeq and is a predicted model, not a curated record. The transcript has 12 exons. Lineage: Eukaryota; Metazoa; Arthropoda; Malacostraca; Decapoda; Palaemonidae. The coding region runs from base 49 to 1602 and encodes 517 amino acids. Gene Ontology annotation, biological process: glucosylceramide catabolic process.
UUGUGGGUUUACCAGUUUACUGAGCUGACUCAGAACUGCUUGACGACGAUGCUGGUACUUACGAAAGUCAUCCCUAUUCUGACUUUGCUCUACAAUGGGAUACGAGGAGCAAAUGGCUGCCAGGGCAAGUCCUUCGGCUCCGACAGCUUCGUCUGCGUCUGCAGCAGCGACUACUGCGAUGACUUCCCUGAGGUGAUCGUAGAGGAAGGCCACUUCAAGCACAUCUUCUCUUCUAAACUUGUCCACAGAUUUAACGUUUCUGAAGGUCCAAUAAGUGACGCACCUUUGCCAGGUAAUACCGUCAUCACCAUCAACCUGACUGAGACCCACCAGACCAUGAUCGGAUUCGGUGGAGCUUUCACUGACGCCACGGGACUCAAUAUUGCCACCCUUUCAAUGGCCUUGCAAGAAAAACUCCUGAGGUCAUACUUCUCCACCUCGGGCCUCGAGUACAAUAUCGGCCGGAUUCCUAUAGCUAGUAGCGACUUCUCCACACAUCCUUACUCCUACGACGACGUCGAGGGCGACAUCCUGCUCGAGCACUUCGCCCUGGCUCCCGAGGACCACUUAUACAAGCUGCCUUACAUCAAGUGGGCCCAGAGUAUGAGCGAGCGUCCGCUGCUCUUCUUCGGCUCUCCCUGGUCGCCUCCCGCCUGGAUGAAGGAGAACGGGAUGUUCAACGGCACCGGAGGAAUCAAGCGGGAGAUGUGGCAGCCCUAUUCCAACUACAUCGUCAAGUUCGUCGAGUCCUACGAGGCAGAGGAAGUCCCUCUGUGGGGUCUGACGCCGCAGAACGAACCCGUGAUGAACGGCGGAGACUGGCACAUCAACGGCUGCGAAUGGAACACAACAAAUAUGCGAGACUGGAUCAAGACUACUCUCGGUCCCACCCUGGAAGCCGCUGGAAUGAGGAGGCUCAAACUCAUGAUACUGGACCACAACAGAGACUCUGUGCCUUGGUAUCCAGAGGCCAUUCUGGAGGACCCUGAAGCAAACGAAUACAUAGAUGGGGUUGCCAUCCACUGGUACGAAGACACAAAUAUACCCUCUGAGCUAGUUGAUCUCAUGCACGAACACUAUCCGGACAAGUUCAUCCUGUACACCGAAGCAUGCAGGGUGGUCCUUACGAUCGGUUCUUGGGAAGAUGCUGAGAGCUACGGCCAUGAUAUAAUUGAGGACAUCAACCACUGGUCAACCGGCUGGUUGGAUUGGAAUAUGGCCCUGGAUAUGCAUGGUGGCCCGAACUGGGCGAGCAAUUACGUCAAUUCCCCUAUUUUGAUUGAUAAGGACGAAGACGUCUUCUACAAACAGCCCAUGUUCUAUGCGAUGGGUCACUUCAGCAAGUUCAUCACGACCGGGGACGUCCGGGUGUCCUUUGCCAUCGCUCCUGCGACUACUCACGAGGAGGAGGUGAAGGUGGGAUACGACAACCUUGAGAUGACGGCCAUCCUCAAAGAAAACGGACGGGUGGUUGUGGUCGUCAUGAACACACGCGAUGAAGAGCACAGCAUCUCUAUCGUGGACACCCAGGGAUCAGUCAUUAACCUGGAUCUCGAGCCUCGAUCUCUCAACACAAUCCUGUAUGAUCCCCUGGCUAAAUAAAUUGCUACGAGGGCCA